Messenger RNA from Porites lobata, 1963 nucleotides. The record is from the annotation of a GenBank genome assembly. NCBI's taxonomy places the organism in Eukaryota, Metazoa, Cnidaria, Anthozoa, Scleractinia, Poritidae.
GCAAAGCCGCGAGGUUGGAAUUCCAAGCAGCCUGCUUAUUCCUGUAAGAGCAUCCGGCACUCUGGUGACUCUAAAGGAGACGGGAGGUACUGGAUCGACCCUCAGAACAGUGGAAACCCGUUGAAAGUUUACUGCGACAUGACAACUGACGAAGGUGAGAUCUGAUCUUGAAAGUCUGAAAUUAACUGUUUCUAAGUAGAAAUUUAGUUCAAGAGUUAAAGAAAAUAUUAACUUUUGCAUAAAUUAGUAUUAAUUAGGAGGUUUUCUUCGCCUUUCACUAAUCAGACCUAAUAGAAUUUCGAAAUAUUUUCAGAUAAAAGCAACUUCUUAAAAGUCUGGUUAUGUCUAGAGAGUGCGCUUUGAAGAACAUGGGAACUGGUGUUUCCAGUUUGGAGAUUCUUCAGGACAAGAAGUCCAUGAAGAUCUAGCUGAAAUAGCGUGAUUUGAAAUAUCUUAAAACUUUUUGACGGUUAAUAUCAAUCUGCAUUAUUGACUGUUGACGGUAAAACAUACCCUUUCUGACGGUUGACGGUUAAAUUUUUUGCCGUUUGGCGGCUGACGGUUAACCCUAUUGAAACGGCCCGUGGCAUCUCAAGGCUUCACACCCGGACAACCAGGGUGAAAAUAGCAACAUUGUCUUGAAUACGGAGCGCAAAUAAUUGUUCUUGCAAAUGUUUAUCUUAAUUUAACUUUGGAAAGACCAUUAACACUAGCUCAUAAAGGAACUUUUUACACCUUGUACAUGGCCGCAGAACACAGGUGGCCAAGUUUCGCUGCAAGUUAAGUCGCCAAUUUUUUUUUCUUUACUCGCCAUGGCCACCAAAAUGGUCGCAGCUUGGAGCGCUGAAUUUAUUAGAGUUUAAAAUAAUGUACAAUUUAUUGAUUUAAGUUAAGCAGUCACGUGUAAUUGUUUUUGUAAACAAAAUUUUACAGCCAGUAAUGCAGGCGUUUUCUCAGAGCUUGGGGUUCGUUGGAUUACUCUUUUCUGAUGCUCAUCUCUGCUUUCAAAAUAAGAUUUUCCCUUGUACAACAAAAAAAUGCUAAUUUUCCAGAGCACAACGUAAAUUCGUCAUAGGCAGUUUCAAUGGUGAAUCCAAAGGGCACCGGAGGUACUGGAUCGACCCUGAGAAGAGUGGAAAUCCGUUGAAAGUUUACUGUGGUCGACAUGAGAGUUGUGAGAUCUGCUCUUAAAAAUCUGUUCUUCACAUGAACUCACUCCCUUCAACAGAAUAUUAGUUAAAACUUGGGAAGCCUAAGACAGAUCAGGACAAUAAUUAUCAAUUACUGGAUAAGGAUGAGUGUGAUAUAAAGAAUUAUACAGAUUUGCCUCGGCAAAAGAGAAAACAGACAUUGUUUGCUGCCGGGUCAGUUUUUCUCUAAAUUAUACCUGUACCUUUAAAAACGGUUGUUUUUCCUUAUUAAAAAACAACUUUCCAUUUCAGGAGGAUGGCUCCUCGUUUCCAACGUUGUGAUUGGUUCAACUCCUCCCUCUCAGCUGCCAGUCAAGACUUCAUACCGUGGAAUAACCAGUGAUCAGAUGGUUCUCACGAAAACCGCCAUGAAUGAGCUGAGAACACACUUGUCUUUCACCCAGCUGAGAUUCCACUGCUUUAAAAAAUAUGGACGUACGUUCCACGUUACCACUGCUGCCAACAGCAGCGGUGAAGCUGUAGUCCAGUACUUCAGCGGUCAGACAGAUGUCCAGCCCGCCUCGUGUGGCUCAUAUGUCAUUAGGGAAAAUGACAACUCAAGGCUGGCAAGAGUUUGUCAGAAUUGGGGAUUGGAAAAUGGCGUGUACACAGUUGGCAAAUGGGGUCAUGGUCAAAAUCAAGACAGGCUGUAUAUAUAUUCUGCUUUCAUAGUUAGCGAAUAUCAUUGGUACAUGAACCCACCUUAUUUUUUUUGCGAUGAUAAAAUCCCAAAUCCAACAUCUGGUGAUUUCUGGAAAGUCUAUGUUCGCUAA